This is a messenger RNA of Penicillium antarcticum, 1638 nucleotides long. RefSeq names its product cytochrome P450. Lineage: Eukaryota; Fungi; Ascomycota; Eurotiomycetes; Eurotiales; Aspergillaceae. The record is from RefSeq and is a predicted model, not a curated record. Gene Ontology annotation, molecular function: monooxygenase activity; heme binding; iron ion binding. Bases 1 to 1638 code for a protein of 545 amino acids. The transcript has 3 exons.
AUGUCCUUGUCGCUUGGGAUACUAGUGCUACUGUCUUCAAUUUCUAUUACCCAGGCUGCGGUUUGCUUGAAAUACUUGCCACAGUACUUUGAAAACCAGACAUUACACCAUCUCUUCUGGUGUGCCCAGGGAGUAAAUAUUAUUCUUUGGGCUAUCUACGAAACACAAAUCUACCCCCGGUUUAUCUGUCCCUUACGACAACUUCCCGGCCCAACUGGUGGAUACCCUUUGUUAGGCUAUGGCUUGAUCCGUUUCAAGAAGCCUGUGGGACCAGAAUACCUGAAAUUUAUGCAGGAAACUUCUCACAAUGGACUGAUGCGCUAUAGAGGGUUUCUUAACACCAACAAUGUUCUCCUGGCAAGUCCACAAACACUCGCGGAGGUUUUGGUCAAGAGACCAUACGAUUUUGAAAAGCCCGAAGGACCUCGCAAUUUCAUGCGUCGGGUUCUUGGAGACGGAUUGGUUCUUGUUGAAGGCGAUGUCCACAAGUUCCAGCGGAAGCGCCUUAUGCCCAGUUUCUCCUUUCGAAAUAUCAAAGACCUUUAUCCAACUUUCUGGGAUAAAUCUAUCAAACUCACAGAUGCUAUUGCGGAGAAAGUUUUGGCUUCUUCUGGUGGAACAGGGAUCACGGAUGUGAACUUCUGGUCAACCAAGGUGACUCUUGACAUUAUUGGUAUCGCGGGGCUUGGGCGUGACUUCAAUACGAUUAAGAACUCGGAUGAUCUUCUGGCCCAGACAUAUGAUAAAAUCAUGGAGCCUUCGCUUGGGAAAAUGAUCAUUUUUGCACUGACGAGCUACAAGCUGCACUGGUUGAACCAAUUUGUCCCUGGGAGAAUCGAUGCUAAACUGGAAUCGGCUACCGAUAGCUUGCGCAGAACUUGCAUUCAUUUUGUCCAUGAGAAAAGAGAGAAAUCUGCGGCUAUGGGAUCGGAGUCCACGGAUAUUCUUUCUAAGCUCAUGGAGACCAAUGAAUUUUCCAACGAGGAGUUGGUUGACCAGCUUUUGACUUUCAUUGCAGCUGGUCAUGAGACCACCUCUUCGACAUUUGCGUGGGUUAUAUACCUCCUAGCGUCGAACCCCCAUAUCCAAUCACAGCUGCGUGAGGAAAUUCAUGCCAACCUCCCUACUACCUCCCCCGUGGAUGCAGACUCUGACCUUUCUUCUGUUCUGGAGUCGCUGCCCCUGCUGAAUGGAGUCUGCAAUGAGACCUUACGUCUAUAUCCCACGGUACCCCUAAGCAUGCGAACACCUCGCCAGGAUACGACCAUCGCCGGACAACGCAUCCCGAAAGGCACAGAGAUCUACAUUGUUCCCUGGGCUGUCAAUCGGGAUCAAGAGCUUUGGGGCCCAGAUGCAGAUGUCUUCAAGCCCGAGAGGUGGAUUGAUGCUGAAACAGGUAAGCCAAACAACACUGGAGGGACGAGCAGCAACUACUCCAUCUUGACCUUUUUGCACGGCGUGCAUUCAUGUAUCGGCCAGGGGUUUGCUAAAGCAGAGCUGAGGGCUCUCACUGCAGCUUUCGUUGGUGCUUUUGAGAUUGAACUGGCGUAUCCAGAUAGACCUCCCAUUCCGGCUGGUCUCAUUACGACGAAACCUGAAGGUGGGAUGUGGGUUAAACUGAAGCGGGCGAGCAUUUAG